Messenger RNA from Drosophila subobscura, 1627 nucleotides. It is a transcript of the gene Cwc25, whose product is annotated as pre-mRNA-splicing factor CWC25 homolog. The transcript is spliced from 3 exons. Gene Ontology annotation, biological process: mRNA splicing, via spliceosome. Gene Ontology annotation, cellular component: U2-type spliceosomal complex. NCBI's taxonomy places the organism in Eukaryota, Metazoa, Arthropoda, Insecta, Diptera, Drosophilidae. The record is from RefSeq and is a predicted model, not a curated record. Bases 101 to 1576 code for a protein of 491 amino acids.
AUGUUAAAAAAACAUCGUACACAUCGAUAAGAGAAUGCAAAACACAACAAUAGCGUUUUAUUAAAUUGUUUUGCAGUAAAUACACAGAAAUAUCUCAAAAAUGGGUGGUGGUGAUCUGAACUUGAAGAAGUCAUGGCAUCCGCACACAAUGAAAAACCAGGAGCGGGUUUGGAAAGCCGAGGAGCAGGCCAAGAUGGAGGAGAGAAAAUUACAAGAUCUACGCAAGGAAAUCCACGAGGAGCGGGAUCGGGAGGAGCUUAGACGCUUGGGCGAGAGCUCUGGUGUGCUGGCCAGCAAUGGAGGAGCACCCGGCGAGGCCAAGCUGGAAUGGAUGUACAAAAACAGCACGGAGCUAAUCAACCGCGAAGAGUACCUGCUGGGCCGUAAGAUUGACAAAUCCUUUGAAACACUGCAGGCCGAGGAGCGGCAACAGGAGCACGGCACAGUGGGCGUCAAGCAGUCCAUCAAUCAUGUCGAGCACGAGUGUGUGCCCUUUUCCAUACGUGCGUACCGCAACCUGCAGUCCACGGAGCAGGUGGACAUGCAGCGCAAGACCAUGGAGGACCCGCUGAUGCUCAUCAAGCAACGAGAAAUGGAAUCCCGACGAAAGUUGCUAGAAAAUCCCGUCAAACUAAAGGAAAUUCAUCGUAUCCUAAAGACAGAGCAGGACCUGAAAGCCGCCAAAGAAAAGAAAUCCAAAAAGAGUAAAAAAUCCAAAAAGAAGAAACACAGCAAGAGGUCCAGCGAUGAAUCAAGCAGCAGCGAAAGCGACGAGGAUCUGGACCGAAAGUUGGCACGACAAGUCAGCAAGCUGAAGGGAGACGCGGGGAAUGAAGACCUAAAACUGGACAAACUAUUGGACGCCAAGUAUCGAACCAUAUCCAAGCAGCUGGACAUGGCCACAAAGCGAAAGAAGAGCAAAAAAUCAAAACGCAAACGCAGCGACAGUAGCAACGAAAGCAGCAGCGAUGAACACUCCCGAAGAAGGGAGACUGAGCACAGGAGAAGGGAUGAGCGGAAUGGGAGCUCGAGGCACAGUCCAGAGGAGCCGAGAGCACAUCGUGGUGGCAGCAGCAGCCGCAACUCACGGCGAGAACCGCAGACACAGCGUCCAAGAAGAAGCCCGGACCGAGGGAACGCACGCAGGGAACGAGAUCGAAGGGACCGCAGCAGCAGGAAUCAUCCAGUUCAAAGAGAACGCAGCAGAGACCGCAGUCCCAUCCGUCGCCGUCGCAGCCCCAUCCACAGUCCGCCGCCGAAACUAGCUUCACCCCCUAAGCGCCAGGCCGGCAAACCAAAGCUCAGCGAAGCCGACCGUGAGGCCCGUCUGCGAGAGAUGAUGGACAAUGCCACAUGGCGAGAGGCUGACCGCACCCAAGCCGUGCGAAAGCACCGCGAGGCAUAUGCCCGAGAAGAAGCGCAGAACAAGGAGCGCGACUUUGACAAGGAGUUCAUCAACAAGGAGGUGAAGAAGGCCAUUUCCAAUCACAACUCGAUUGGCGAUCGCAUUCGGGCCAACCUGAACAACAUCCAGCGCACCUCCUCCGCCAUGGAUACGAACUUUGCACGAAAGUAGAAGCCACGCCACAGCCGUAAGCUAAAUAUUCCUUUAUUUGCAACAAAAUGA